AUGUUACCACGUUGUGUUACAAUACUUAAUACACAUAUAAAAACUAUAAAAACAUGGCAACGUUCAAUAAAACAAGCUAUGUAUCAUCUUCUUAUAGUUCUUGUUUUUGCUGAAAGUUAUUUUACAUCAUACUUAAGUAAUGAAUCACUUCAAACAUUUAUUAAACAUCUUCUACGUUUGGUUAAUGAAUCUGAAUUAAUUAAACAUAUUAAAAGAAUACCAAUUAAUCCUGAAACAUUAUUAAUUGAUGCAGCACUUCAAGUUUUUUAG
Adineta steineri is the source of this 270-nucleotide messenger RNA. The record is from the annotation of a GenBank genome assembly. Lineage: Eukaryota; Metazoa; Rotifera; Eurotatoria; Adinetida; Adinetidae.